AUGACUGCGAACCACCUCGGAAACAGGGCUAGACCAGCAGAGCACGACAUGGCCACCACCACGCAGAACACGCCGCCACCCUCCACCACCAGAUGGAUCCUCCUCGGCCUGCUCUUCCUAACAACCGCCAUCGGAACCUACCGAUCAUUCUCACUCUACUCUCAAGACAACCCAGACAUCCCCAUCCACCAACUCACCCGCAUCCCGCCCGCCGCCCUCCUCUCAACCCACACCACCGACAUCAAAGCAACCACCACCACCCUGCCCUACUUUGCUAACAAGAGCAACUUCCUCAACCAGAAGUUUGUCAAACUCGGCUGGGCUUGGACCACCUUCGUCGUCUGGUUCCACUCCAUCGCCAUCGCUUCCUGCUACUUCGGCACCCAUCCCCACCAAGAACAGCAACCAAGAACAGCAUCAACAGCAAGCUCGUCGGCAGCAUCCACCCAAAAGAAAGCGCUGUCGGAUCGCGCUCAUCCCUCCUCCCAUGUCCCAAGGAUCUUGUCCUUGCAUCUCAUCGCCACCCUUUUCUGGAUUCUGUUCACCCAAUGGUGCUUCGGAAGCAGCCUCAUCGAACGAGUCCUCAUCCUCUCCGGCGCCAAAUGCAUCCCCAGUCUCAAAUCACUCCACUCAACUUCUGCUGGAUCAUCUCCGGUCCAACAGCCUCUUGAACUCGAAAACUUGUAUUGUCAACAUCGCUGGGGAAGGAGACUCCCAGGUCUGGAUAAGUUUGUUCUGUCAACUUAUAAGCCUUAUUGGUCUGAAGGAAUCGACGUCUCAGGGCACGCCUUUCUGCUCACAUUCUCGAUCCUGCUCAUCGUCACUACUCUGCGUCCCUCCCUGCAGCAUCUUUUCGCCCAGAAGAAGCGACCGGAGUCGGAAGAGGAGCGGCUGCCCCGGAACUACCGACUGGCGAUCUACGCCAACCUCGGCUUGUUGGCCGUGUGGUGGUGGAUGCUCCUCAUGACUAGCUUGUACUUCCACGGUCCCGUCGAGAAAUUCGCCGGUCUGAUCACCGCUUCCGGCGCUUGGAUUCUCGUGGAAGGUGUCGUCGAUCGUCUGCUUGUUCUCUUCACUCCUGUGUAUUCCUCCCUGGAUCUAUACAAUAGAAGUUCUAAAAAUAACAACAAAGAUUAG
This is a messenger RNA of Puccinia triticina, 1137 nucleotides long. RefSeq lists its product as uncharacterized. The record is from RefSeq and is a predicted model, not a curated record. NCBI's taxonomy places the organism in Eukaryota, Fungi, Basidiomycota, Pucciniomycetes, Pucciniales, Pucciniaceae. Gene Ontology annotation, cellular component: endoplasmic reticulum membrane. The transcript is spliced from 3 exons. The coding region runs from base 1 to 1137 and encodes 378 amino acids. Gene Ontology annotation, biological process: phospholipid biosynthetic process; lipid droplet organization; lipid storage.